Pseudoliparis swirei is the source of this 1175-nucleotide messenger RNA. RefSeq names its product G protein-coupled receptor 52 (gene gpr52). Gene Ontology annotation, cellular component: membrane. The transcript has a single exon. Gene Ontology annotation, biological process: G protein-coupled receptor signaling pathway. NCBI's taxonomy places the organism in Eukaryota, Metazoa, Chordata, Actinopteri, Perciformes, Liparidae. Gene Ontology annotation, molecular function: G protein-coupled receptor activity; peptide binding. The record is from RefSeq and is a predicted model, not a curated record. The coding region runs from base 45 to 1175 and encodes 376 amino acids.
UGACGCAGCGCACACCUGACCCACCUGGACGGCACCCAGAAACGAUGAACCGGUCCGAGCCGGCGACGGACUCGCCGCUCGCCGCCAACGGCAGUCACGGAGACUUCUUUCCUUACCGGGCCGCCAACCACUCGUGUCCCUUGGGCUGGGGGCUGAACGAAGGCCUGGAGGCGUGCGUCCUGGAGACGGCCGUCAUCGUCCUCCUGACGGCGCUCAUCAUCGCGGGCAACCUGACGGUGAUCUUCGUGUCCCACUGCGCCCCGCUGCUGCACCACUACACCACCAGCUACUUCAUCCAGACCAUGGCCUACGCCGACCUGCUGGUGGGCCUCAGCUGCCUGGUGCCCACCUUGUCCCUGCUCCACUACCCGGCGGGGGUCCAGGAGCCCAUCACGUGCCAGGUGUUCAGCUACGUCAUCUCGGUCCUGAAGAGUGUGUCCAUGGCGUGCUUGGCGUGCAUCAGUGUGGAUCGGUACCUGGCCAUCACCAAACCGCUGUCCUACAACCAGCUGGUGACGCCGUGCCGCCUGCGGGGCUGCAUCACCCUCAUCUGGGUCUACUCCAGCCUGGUGUUCCUGCCCUCCUUCUUCGGGUGGGGUAAACCGGGCUACCACGGGGACAUCUUCGAGUGGUGCGCCCACUCCUGGCCCACGACCGCGCUCUUCACGGGCUUCGUGGUGUGCUUGAUCUACGCGCCCGCCGCACUCGUGGUGUGCUUCACCUACUACCACAUCUUUCGCAUCUGCCAGCAGCACAACCGGGAGAUCAGCGAGCGGCGGGCGCGUUUCCCCAGCCAGGAGAUGGAGGCCGGCGAGGGGGCCGGCGGCGGAGGCGGCCGCGGUCGCCACGGAGGACACGGGCCGGAUCGGCGCUACGCGAUGGUGCUGCUCCGCAUCACCAGUGUCUUCUACAUGCUGUGGUUGCCCUACAUCAUCUACUUCCUGCUGGAGAGCUCCCACGUGCUGGAUAGCCCCGCCCUGUCCUUCAUCACCACCUGGCUGGCCAUCAGCAACAGCUUCUGCAACUGCGUCAUCUACAGCCUGUCCAACAGCGUGUUCCGCCUCGGCAUGCGGCGCCUCUCGCAGACCAUGUGCUCCUUCAGCCAUUGCGCGGCCGACGACCGAGACUUCGGGGAGCCCAAACCGAGGAAGAGGGCGAACUCGUGCUCCAUCUGA